AAUGAAAAAAGUAGAGGACAUCUUUCCGAAAUAAUUGGUGAAUUUUUAGAAUACAUACAAUCUACACAAUCCAAACCAGUAGAUAUUAGCGAUAAACUAAAAAUUCUAUUUGGUAAUAUAAUCAUAUCUAUGACCCUAAAUAGGAGAAUUGAAUCUUCUGUUAUGGUGAAAUUUGUUGCUACAUAUGAAGAAAUUUUCAGACUAGUUCUUGCACCUUCUACUACAAUUUUAGAAGCUUUUCCUUGGCUAAAAUAUUUCGGUAAUAAGACUUAUAAAAAAUUGGUGACUUGUGCAACAAUACGAGAUAAGCUACUAAUACCUGUUGUUAGAGAGGCAAUAGACAAUUUUGAUCCUCAUGAUAUAAAAACUACUACUGAUCAACUUUGGCAUUAUAUGAAUCAAUCAAAUAUAGAUUAUGAUUUCAAACAUCUUUAUGGUAUUACAAUUGGCCUAAUUGUUGCUGGUUUCAUUACAACUUCUUCGACAUUGUAUGGACUUUUGGUUUUAACCGUCUUCCAUCACUCGAUGAUAAAGCUAAUAUGCCAUACACAGAAGCUACAAUAUUGGAGGCUCAUCGUUUUCUAACUGUUGUACCUUUUAAUAUACCACAUAUAGCUGUUAGAAAUUCGACAAUUGGAGGUUAUAAUAUAAAGAAGGGGAGUCAAAUAUGGCUAAACAUUUGGGGUCUUCAUCAUGAUGAAACUAUUUGGGGAGAUCCUGAAAAUUUCCGACCCGAAAGAUUUUUGGAUGAUAAUGAUCGUGUUCUAACAGCGGAACAUCGAUUCAGAAAAUGUCUUCUUCCAUUCGGAACGGGUAGGAGAGUAUGUGUAGGUAAAAAUCUUGCAAAUAAUCGAUUAUUCUUGUUUCUUUGUUCGAUGUUACAAAGAUUUGAAUUUAACCCGGAAGAUGGUAAAACAGUUGAAUGGGACUCGAAGCAGAUGCGAUUCGGUUUGGCUCUCAGUCACAAACCCUAUAAGAUGCGUUUUACACCACGAAACAAAUAAAUGUUAUUGCUUUAUUCAUAAUCCUGAUUUUUAUUUAUUAUUGUUAUGAAUAGAUUUAUGUGAACUAUGAUCGAAAUUUUAACUUUAUCUUUCUUAUCCUAUCAGUAUAUCUAUUUUUGUCCCGUUUAUGUUUUGAACAAUAACAAACAUUUAUAAAAGGUUCUAUUAAGAAAGUAAAAGAUUUAUUACGUCGUCUACGAAAUUAUAAUAUUGUUUUGAACAAAUAUUUAAGAGAAGUUUUGAACAAAGUGUUUUAUUGACAAGUAAUACUUAAUUUUCAUUGAACAUCUAACGAUUUCGUAUCAACAAUAAUAUAUUUUUGAUUGUUUAAUAAACAGUUAGCACAAUUUAGUGUAAUAGAAAGUUUCUCUUUCUUUUUCUUCCUUUAAAAUGAUUAUAAACUGAAAGCUAUUGAAUAAUGCUUACAGUUUAGUUGUUCGUUUCAAAUUGUUUUUUGAUAAGUAUUAAAGAAAAUGAAAUUAACGUUUGCGUUUAAUCAUUAAAGUUUUAAAAGUAAUAACUAUAUUUUUAAACUAAUAAGGCAAUCAAUACAAUUUAAAAAAAAAUGUCCAUCAUCAUAAACUAUUUUGUUUUUUUUAUACUUAUUUGCAUAUUUAAAUUAACUAGCUAGUAUUUUUCUCUUCUGUUGGAAGCAUAUUUAAUUGCCGAUUGGUCUCAUCAAGACUUCUACUUAUAUCACGUUCAAUAUCAUUCCAUAUAUCGCUUGCAUUCUCUUCUGCGUUAUCAAUUCUGAUAUUGUCCGUGACUUCAGCCUUUUGUAAUCUAGCUUUUCUUGCCUUUCUUAAUCUGGCUAAUCUGUACUGAGCUGAUAACAUACCGACCGCCGCAACAAAUGCGGCAAUUAUACUGCAAUAUAGAAGAAGCGACAUUAGUCCCUUUUUUGAUUUGUAUGCAUAGAUGUAUCCAGCAAUCCAUGGUAAAACCAUUGAUCCACCUGCCGAUGCAACAAAAGUUAAAGAUGUUGUUAAAACGUUUAUUUUCAUUUUUGAGUUUGCCCAGUUUAGCCAGGCCGGAAAUAUCGGUGAUAGAGUCAUUGCAAAAAGGCAAGAAAAUAUCCAUAAAAUUGUUUUGAAUCUAGAGGCAUAGGCUACAAGAAUUGCACAGCAUAUUAUACAAGAACCAAGGCACCAGGUUAGAAUAGAACUCGAGUGGAUGCAUCUUGAAAAGACUAGAGAUAUACCUCUACCCGCCGUGAAACUAGCCCAGAAACACGUUUCAAGAAGUGUACCCUCUCCAAUUUCGAAGGAUGUUACUUCUCUGGCAUAAGCAAAUAAGAACUUGCCUAUGACCCGUUCAGCACCAAUAGGAAGUGGACAAAAUGUAAAAAGAAAAGUUAGCAUGAUACAAGCUAAAGGAAAAUCUCCUUCAGUCCAACUUUUAGGCUUAUACCAAUUCUUAUCAAAUGUAAAUUGGUUUCUAUGUAAAUCAUAAUCGUCAGCUCUCCAAGCACUAUCUUUUCUUGACUUUCGGAAAAAGGUUAAAAACAUGAGAGCUACAAUAAAUGUUAAACAUGAGGCGAUAGCGAAUGGAUACUCCAGCGAAGCAGACCACCCAUCCUCAAAAGUUACAGAAACAUCAUUCGACGUUACAGUUUGAUUGGACAUGUCGUGAUUUUCACGGUCGAGAAUAAAUGGACGAACAAGUUGGGGAGCGAUCAGCGCCCCCACCCCAAAAGCGAAAUGUAGAGAAUAAGUAGGAGUUGCAGCCCUAUCUUUCCAUAAUCUUAUAAUAAAUCCAUUGCCCCCGGAAGCUAGUACCCCUUUGCCGCAACCGUCGAGGGAAAACAUGGCUCCUAACAUUGGUAAAUUUGUACAAAGGGGAGCCAUGGCAGUACCUAUCCCAGCCACACCAAGUGCAAUGGCCAAAACGAGAUCUGUGUACUUGGCGAAUGCUUCGCAGACUAUUCCACCUGUUAGUGCUCCUAUAAGAAAGCCUAAGCCCCUAGCUACAAGAACCCUAGAUAUUUCUUCGUAGUUUGCUUUUACUCUAGCUCUUAAGUAGGGCAAGGCUGGUGCACAAAUCUCUGAAAACAAACCCUAUAAAUAAAGAACAGCGUUGAAUUAAAAUUGAAAAUCGAGUAAAAAUAGCAUUAAAUUCUGAAGUUUCGUAUUACUAAUUGAUAAAUUAGGCUCACCAUACAAAUCCAAGCAAGUAUCAUUGUAAUUGUUUUAAUCAUUCUAACUUUUUUCCUACGCUUCUCUUUCUUUCUAUUUUCCGUCGCUUCUUUAGACAAUAUUUUAACUUCAACUUUUUCCUCUUCUACUUUCGGUCGACUUGGCGGUCUUUUAAGUGACAUAGUAGUACCAUUCGAAUAAACAGGAGUUUGUCUAGCACUAAAUCUUACUGGUAGAUGUGGUACCCGUCUUGGAAUAACUGCUAAAGGUUUCCUUACGGGGAUUCUUAUGUGAGGAUGGUAAUCGCUCAUGAUUGGCUACUCUCCGGUAAAAUUUCUUCGGAUAAACUAUUUUAACGCUAUGCUCAAUCCGUGAGAAUGAUUGCAUUUGACAAACAAUUUAAUUAAAAAAAAAAAACCGAAAUUUGAUCGAAGCGCACCGCCCGGAAAUUGUUAUCUGUCACGUGAUCGUAUCUAUGGUAAGGCCUACACUGCAUAUCAGCCCAUGCCACACCUCCAUAUAUAUUUCAGAGCAGACUGAGUUUUUGGCAUUUUUUUUACUUUCAUAAAGAGAUUAGCGGAAUUUUUCAACGUUUAUUUAAUUAAGAAAUGAGUGGCACAGAGUCUCCUGUAGAACCUAUUCCAAUUAAAUAUUGCUUCACUGGAGUAAUUUGCAGUUUAUUUUGCUUCCAGUAUGUUCACAAACAAUUAUCAACGAACUCUAAAAGUAAGACAUGGGAAUGGAAUAACAUAUUUGUAUCAUUUCUUCAUGCUGCUUUUGCCGGUCUAUGGACGAUAAUUUGGUAAGUUUUGUGUGGUAAAACCUUCAAUACCGGCCUUUUUUGUCUUGCGCUGUCUUAUUUUACAACGACGCCAUACUGACCUCGUUCAGGUGUUUCUUUUUUUUCCAGCUUAAUAAGGGAGCCACAAAUCUUCUUUAAUCCGAUCGACCAUUUUUCUGUCAAUUCAUAUGUUUUGGUUACAUUUUCCACGGGAUAUUUUAUCCACGACGCUUAUGAUCUAAUUUCGGCAGGAAAAGCGUAUAAAAACUGGGAGUUGAUUAUACACCAUGCCAUCUUAACAUUGAUGUUCUUCUAUAACCUAUUUACGUGCAAAUGUAUAGGCUACAACAUACUGGUAUUAAGUGUUGAAAUCAAUAGUACAUUUCUACAUAGUCGAAAGCUAAUGCAACUUGGAAAAGUCCCCUUCAAUUCAUUAAUCUAUAGGAUUAACAGCUGGUUGAACCUUGGCACAUUUGUCGUUUUUAGAUUUGGAAUUCUAUUUCAUAUAUGUGGUGGCUUAUUACUCUGGAGAGAAAAAGUAUCUACUGUUUAUUACGUUUCGAUAUUCUUUUCGAACGUUGUUAUGAUAAUAAUGAACACAAUUCUAUUUGGACGUCUUAUUAAAUCAGACGUAUUAAGAUCUACGACGAAGUCGUCAAAAACUGAAAAAUUGAUGUAAUGAUAAAAAGAAAAACAAGCAAAAGAUUGAUGAUUUGUAAGAUAAUCGAUCAGAUAGGUUUGAACAUUUACUUGAUUCAUUUUUUUCAGACUAUUUUGUUACCAGUUUAUAUUCAUUUUUUAAUUACUCUUGUUAAUUCUAUGCUAAUGAUAUCAUUUUAGAAUAGCUGCCAAUUCUUAAUUUCAACGUCGUAUUUGAACAUCGAGGGAAAAAACACUAAAAAAUAUAGGUUUAUUACUUUUAUUAUCUUUCCCUCUUUUUACUUUUUUUUAAACUGGAAACAGAACGACUAUAAUAAGGUUAAUAAGAAAAGAACAUUUGUAAAAAAAAAGCAAAAAACUUAUGUACAUUUAAUCAUAUGAAAUAUUGAACAAAAAUUAGGAUUGAUUUUUUUUAAUACACCUCUAAGGAAAGCAAAGAAUGAAAAUCGAUAGGAAAAAUCGAAAUAAUUAAUUUUCCUGAUUAGUCUCUGUUUAUAAAAUCCUACUUAUAUAUUCUAUAUUAUUGUACUUUUUGUAUUUCUUUUUCGUUAAAAUAUUUGAAAACAAUGUUCAAUUACAAGCCAAAACUAAACCUCAUUUAGAUUGGAGAACAGAGUCAAACCUAUUUUAGUCUUUUUUUUCAUGUUACAAUUGAAAAAUACAAAACUUGAAUGAUACUGUU
Dimorphilus gyrociliatus is the source of this 5262-nucleotide messenger RNA. The record is from the annotation of a GenBank genome assembly. Lineage: Eukaryota; Metazoa; Annelida; Polychaeta; Dinophilidae.